Messenger RNA from Cygnus atratus (black swan), 4342 nucleotides. It is a transcript of the gene ABHD18, whose product is annotated as abhydrolase domain containing 18. The transcript has 14 exons. NCBI's taxonomy places the organism in Eukaryota, Metazoa, Chordata, Aves, Anseriformes, Anatidae. The coding region runs from base 170 to 1564 and encodes 464 amino acids. The record is from RefSeq and is a predicted model, not a curated record.
UCCCUCCCACCGCGGUGCCCCGGCGGGCAUAGGACAGAUCGUGGGCCUUAUUUUCAUUGAAUAACCUGUAUCCUGUUGAUUAAGAAAUCAGAUUGGAUUUUUUUUUUCCUUCCUCAUUGGAAAAGCACAGUAGUGGCUCCCUGUUCAUUUCAAUGUGAGUUUGCUGCUCAUGGGUGUAAGUAAAUUAGAUGUCUUAUACAGAAAACUUCUCCUCACUAAACUCUUCAUCAGAGGAUGGGGAAAACCAGAGGAUCUGAAAAGAAUAUUUGAAUUCAGAAAGAUUAUUGGAAACAGGGAAAAAUGCCAGACGCUGGUUUCAAAAGAUUACCCAGUUUUUAUUGACAAGGUUGAGGAGCAAUCAGACUGUAAAAUCCUUGAGGGACACUUCAUUUCCCCUUUGGCUCAUUAUGUCCCAGGUAUCCUGCCAGUCGAAUCUCUUGUAGCAAGGUUUCAGUUCAUAAUACCCAGAAGAUGGAAUAGCAGGCAUAGACCUGUAUGCAUUCAUUUAGCAGGCACUGGGGAUCAUUACUUCUGGAGGAGACGCACACUGAUGGCACGUCCAAUGAUAAAAGAAGCCUGUAUGGCUUCUCUAUUACUUGAAAAUCCUUAUUAUGGCUGUAGAAAACCUAAGGAUCAAUUACGGUCAUGUUUAAAAAAUGUCUCGGACCUGUUUGUGAUGGGAGGAGCUCUUGUUCUAGAAUCUGCAGCUCUUUUGCACUGGCUAGAGAGAGAAGGCUAUGGACCGCUAGGGAUGACUGGAAUAUCCAUGGGAGGACAUAUGGCUUCACUGGCCGUGACGAACUGGCCUAAACCACUGCCAUUGAUUCCAUGUCUUUCCUGGUCAACAGCUUCUGCAGUCUUUACUACGGGUGUGUUGAGCAAGGCAGUGAACUGGAGAGAGCUGGAGAAACAGUAUUUUACGCAAACUGUUUAUGAAGAAGAAAUCAUUCAGAUGCUUGAAUACUGUGGAACAGAUUCUUUCAAGAUGGGACAAGACUUUGUUAAAAACUUCCCUGACAGUGUCGACAGGCUGGAAGACAUAGAUGUGACUUCCAGAAUGUUCAACCUUGAUUCCUCGAGCAAGCCUGUAUCUAAAGAAGCUGUCCACAGCUUUACCACAAAUAAAAGUACUCUAAGUGCCUCAUCAGAAAGACUCUUAAUACAAGAUGCUCCUAAAAUGCAAUGCAUGAAUCAAACAUUUUCAACCAGUAGCAGCAGCAAUAAAAACUUAAACAGCCAACAUGGACAGAGGAUAAAUAAUAGAAGAAGGAGUGAGACUUUACAGAGAGAAUCCUUAAGGUUCAUGAAAGGAGUAAUGGAUGAAUGUACCCAUGUAGCUAACUUUUCAGUUCCAGUUGACCCAAGUUUAAUCAUAGUUGUACAAGCGAAGGAGGAUGCAUAUAUUCCCCGAACUGGGGUGCGCAGUCUUCAGGAAAUCUGGCCUGGAUGUGAAAUCAGGUAUCUGGAAGGAGGUCAUGUCAGUGCCUACCUCUUCAAACAAGGACUCUUUAGGCAAGCAAUUUAUGAUGCGUUUGACCGCUUUCUUCAGAAAUACGCUGUUUAACAAUCUUCAGAAUGUAUUCAAACGGAUCUUGUUUGUAUUUCCCCUUACUGGAACUCAUAUUUGGAAAACAAGCCUCUUACAAUGUUGAGUAGAUGGUCACUUACUUUGAAUGUUGUAGGUAACAAUUAUAAAAAAAAAAAACAAACACAUAAAGUACCAGUAUUACUUUCAUGUCAACCAAGUGCCAUUCAGACAUGUUUCAGCUUUACCUGUGAAAAAGCAAUGGCAGCAUUUGUCAGUGCAUGAAUGGUUCGUGUACUUCAUAUUUAAUUGCAUUUUGUAUUCCUUUAAUUCUGUAUUUGUUGAAAAUAGAUCAAUUUAAGUAUUGAUAAAAUGUAAAAUUUGAUGCAGGGCUAAGAUGUUGUCUUGCAUUUAGUGUAUUUAUACUUUGUUCCAGCUAUUUUGUUCUCCUCUUGCUUCUCCUCUUCUUGGCACCUUGGUAUUCCUAUUGCAUUUUACUAUGGCUUUGCCAACACUGCCUCUUGUGUUUGUCACUAUUUUCUCUUUUAUGAAUUGGAAAUGAGCUAUAGUGGAAGGGGCAGAAUCAAAUCUCACAAAAAGAGCUUGUAAAAAUGGAAUGCAGGGUGAGAGAAAGACAUUUUCAUUCAAUGCACCCGUUAGAUUUUUCUGCCACUGAAUUAAACCGUGCCAUUCUGGAAGAGUCAUGUAGCUAUUCAUUGGUUGGUUUCACAGAACUGAAAUAAUUGUAAAUGGAGCACCCAGUAAUUCAUUUUUUACAUACAUUCAGUUGGAUAUUAAAGUUUUUCUAGUAGUUUUUUUUUAAUUGCUAAAGGGAAUGAAAAUGUAAUAAUUUUUCUUUAGAAACAGUGGCAGAAAGAGUCUGAUUCUAAGCAGUUAAAUCAACAGCAGAUUAUAUGGUGCUAUAAACACCUGUUUGAAACAUUUCAGCAGGGGUCCUUUUUAAAAUGCACUCAGUACUGAUAUGCAAAAUACAGUAUAAUAUUGUAUAAUUUUUUAAAUGUAUGCGAGACUAAGGGUUAUCAAAACAGUUACAUUGGCUCCUUACUUUUCAGCAGUGUAUUUUUAAUGGAUGUAAAAAAAAAAAAAAGUUAGGUUUAAGAAAAGCUUAAACUUGUUUAAGGAAAUCCAAAACGUGUUGUUUCCUCUUUUGGAAUGAAAAAUGCCAAGAAACUACAGUAAAAACAAAGGUCAUCAUGCAUCAGCUGUAUCUGGUAGCUGCAUCUUAUGUUGUGGUUAUGUCCUGUAUCGUUCUUUUGAAGCAAGUUUGCAGAGAAGCUGAAGGCCAAAACACUUCAGUUACUAAUUUAAGUACAGUAAUGACAGGAGUUACACAGAAAUAAAUGGUAAAAUCCAGAUAGUUCUGGAGAUACGUGACUUUUGUACCUUUCAAAUCAAGCACUUUGAUCUUCAUGGGUACCAUAAUGGUUUUUAAUAGUCAGUGUGAAGCAAUCAAAACUGAGUUUGUUUAAAUAUAUAGUCUUGAAUUUCAGUCUGGCAGACAGAACAAGUAACUGGGAAUGAAUCAUGGUUCACUUGAAAAUCGGUAAGUUCAGAUAAAACUGAAAUGCAGCAAUUUGUAAUAACUGAAGUCAAUUAGCAUCCAAAUUUCCUGAAAAUGCAAAAAGUUGUAAUAUAUUGGAAGUUACAUUUCUUGUUUCAAGUGGUUUUUUAUCAUUUCUUUAGGCGUUGUUGGUUUUAUAUAUAUUGGGAGCAAGUAUGAAGUGACUAGUGUGUUUAAAUAUUUGAAAAUACUGACUGUUGGAAGGUUUGAAAUCAAUUAUUUGCAAGCUCAAAAAUCUAAAAUUAAAUGCUUGAAUACUAACCUCAAAGUUUUAUGGGUUUUAACUUGAUACAAGCUCAGUUGUCAGCUUAGCUCAGUUGUCACCCUUAGCUCAGUUGUCAGCUAAGGGUGUUUUACACUGUUUGCUGUUUGCCAAAUUGUUUUUGUCUCUGGUUGGUCCCAUUUGAAUGUAUCUGUGUGCUUUAUGUCCUGUUUCUGUUGCAGCUAUGAAAGAAAGGGACAUAACUGGUGACAAAGGAAAGGGCUUGAAUAAAUGGAAGAGAGAAAAGAUAGAGUUUAUAAGGUCAGGAGUAAGCCUAAAGAAUCAACUUCUCUACGCUGUGAAGUAUACAUGCCAAUGUAAAUAUUGUCAAAGAGCACAAUACAAGGAGUUACACAACUUACAAAAACUUGACAUUCUGAGGUUAGUGUUCUGAUGAUACUACUACUGAGGCUUAACUUUCCUUAAGGGCAUGCCAUUCAAUGAAGCAGAUUUAUAUUGAUGUAACUCCUGUUCCCGAGAAAGUCUUUUGAAAGUAGUGAAGGACUGGUCUCUAACAAGUGAGAAAUCACACUUUGCUACGUAACUAAAGUAGCGUUGCCAAAUAUAAGAGUCCAGUAAGAAGCAUUUAAGAAAUUUCUCAGAAUAAUAAGAAUAAUAAGAAUAAAAAAGGAAUAAUUACAUAUGUGGUUUACAUCUGCUGGUUAUCAGACACAGGAAGCUAUUAGCUGAUCUGUAAAGGGAAGAGUCUUGCAGUGUAAAUGUUUUAACUUUUGGAAAAUGGGCUUUUUAAACCAGAUUUUAUGAAUAAGUCCUAAGAGAGCAUUAUUAGUAAUCCAUUUUUGAUGUUAAAUGAGAAUGUGAUUUUAAUUCAGUAAGUGCAUGAGAAAAACAUUGGAAUAAGGUUCCUGCACUAAAUCCAAACAGCAGGUAGCCAUUCUGUGUGUCUUAAAAUUACUGUAAAACUGACCUUGAUCAUUUUUCAGUUGUAAUGAUUUUUCAAUAAAAAUCCUAC